AUUUUAGGUGCAUAAGAUAGACAUUUCUGCUCCUUCAAAAUUCAUCAACACGUCUGGAUCCGGCAAAAGGAAAGUAUUGGAAUUAGGGUUUCGAUACAUAGCAAUGGCAAUGGAAACUUUAGUUGGAAGUUGAUUACAGAUCUACAAACCUGAAAGUAAAACUUAUGCGGGAAGGGAAUGUGCUUUAUACUAAAUUCUCUAUGAAAAACUUCAUGGUACUAAAUUCUUCAUAUGAUUGUUUGCACACAUUUGGGAUGCGACGUAUAUAAAAAGAAGUCCUUUAACGAAUGUUAAACAUACGCGGGAAGGGAAUGAACCAUGUCGUGGAAUGAAUUUAAAGCCUCUAUGAAGAAUGUAUCUGCAGGCGUUUCCCAUGGUUCCGACAGUUUUGAAGGAGAUCAAAGCGGCUCUGUUUCAAGGAUUCAACUCAUUAAACCAACUCAAACAUAUCCAUGGCCGCCUCCUUCGCAGUGGUCUCAACCAAAACAACUAUCUUCUCAACAUGCUUCUUAUAUCAACCUUCAAGUUCAGCAGCCCGAAUUACGCAGAACGCAUAUUUUACCAAACACAAGCCCCAAAUAUGUUUUUGUGGAACACUAUGAUUCGUGGGUUGGUCUCUAAAGAUCGUUUUGACCAGGCUGUUGAAUUUUUUUACUCUAUGCGUGAAGAAGGAUUUUUACCGAAUAAUUUUACUUUUCCGUUUCUGCUGAAAGCCUGCACGAGGCUGUUGGAUAUGGAACUCGGUUCUAAGCUUCAUACUCUCGUGGUGAAAGGGGGUUUCGAUUAUGAUGUCUUCGUGAAGACUGGGUUGGUCUGCCUAUACGCGAAGUGUGGUGGUGUGAAGGAUGCAGAGAAAGUGUUUGAUGAUAUUCCUGAGAAAAAUGUGGUUUCUUGGACUGCAAUAAUAAGUGGAUAUAUUGAAUUUGGGAGAUUUAGAGAAGCCAUUGAUAUGUUUUGGAGGUCACUGACAACAGGUUUGAGGCCCGACAGUUUCACACUUGUUCGGGUAUUGUCUGCCUGUAUUCAGUUAGGGGAUUUGAGCGCUGGAGAGUUAAUACAUAAGUAUUGGGCGGAGAGUGGCAUGGGGAGAAAUGUCUUCGUGAGCACUUCUUUGGUCGAUAUGUAUUCUAAACUUGGAAGUAUGGAGAUGGCUCGUGCAGUUUUUGAUGAGAUGCCUGAAAAGGAUAUUGUUUCUUGGAGUUCUAUGAUUCAGGGUUAUGCAGCAAAUGGGCUUCCUAGAGAUGCUUUGGAUCUCUUUUAUCAAAUGCAUCGGGAGAACUUAAGACCGGACUGUUAUGCGAUGGUAGGGGUGCUAUCUGCUUGCGCAAGAUUAGGAGCAUUGGAUGUAGGGGAGUGGGCUAGUAGGUUGAUGGGUAUGAACGAUUUUUUCUCCAAUCCUGUUAUGGGUACAGCAUUGAUUGACAUGUAUGCUAAAUGUGGGAAGAUUGUUUCAGCUUGGGAGGUCUUUCUUCAAAUGAAGAAAAAGGACCUCGUUGUUUGGAAUGCCAUGAUGUCAGGGCUUUCCAUGGGUGGUCAUGUUGGAUCUGCAUUUAGCUGCUUUGCGGCGUUGGAGAAAAAUGGGUUGAGGCCUGAUGGGAACACUUUCCUCAGUCUCCUCUGUGGUUGUAGUCAUGCUGGUCUGGUUGCCGAAGGUCGCAGGUACUUUUAUAGUAUGAACUCGAUUUAUUCUAUAUAUCCUACAAUUGAGCAUUAUGGAUGCAUGGUUGAUCUUCUUGGUCGAGCUGGUUUGUUAGAUGAAGCCCAUUCAUUGAUCCAAAACAUGCCAAUGAAGGCAAAUACUGUGGUUUGGGGAGCUCUGUUAAGUGGAUGUCGUCUACAUCGAGAUACUCAGCUAGCUGAGCACGUGCUAAAGCAAUUGAUUGAAUUAGAACCGUGGAACUCUGGGAACUAUGUUCUUUUAUCAAAUAUUUAUUCAGCUAAUAAAAAAUGGGCAGAUUCUGAGAAAAUCAGAGCACUUAUGAAUGGGAAAGGGAUUCAGAAAGUACCUGCUUACAGUUGGAUAGAAUUAGAUGGAGUUGUUCAUGAGUUUCUUGUGGGAGAUACUUCUCAUCCUAUGUCGGAUAAGAUAUAUGCCAAACUCGGUGAAUUGGACAAGAAGUUAAGAGCAGCAGGCUAUGUUCCAAUUACGGAUUUUGUGCUAUUCGACGUUGAAGAGGAAGAGAAAGAAUAUGUGCUGGGCUAUCACAGUGAGAAGCUUGCUCUUGCAUUUGGUCUAAUAAGUACUAGACCAAAUGAUGUCAUCCGAAUAACCAAAAAUCUUCGCGUUUGUGGUGAUUGUCAUAUGGCCUUCAAGCUCAUAUCAAAGAUAACUGGUAGAGAAAUUAUUGUGCGGGACACUAACCGUUUCCAUUGUUUUAUUGAUGGAUCAUGUUCAUGCAAUGAUUAUUGGUAGUCUCUAAAACACACCUUGCAUGAGAUGACCUGGUAUCUUUUUAUGUAUUGCAUUUGUGAGCUGUACAAGAGGUCUUCAUGCAAGCAUCGUGAAUUCUUGCUUGUUAAGCGCAGGACAGGGUAAAAGUCGGAGGUAAUUUUGACAAAAUGUGGGGUGUGAUUGCAGUACAGAUGGUGUUAAAGUUGUUUGGCUGGUGGAAAUUCAAUAUAUCUGAUGCAACCCUUGACCUUGAACAUAUGCUGCAAAAUCAUGUGACUUUCUGUCGAAAUACUGGUUUACACCAUGCUGUUCAGCACACAUAAUACAAUUCAGGGACUCAGUAAAGCAUUUCGUAAGCUACUUGUUCUUAAUAUAUGGAAAUUUCUUUGUGUCAGUAAAAGUGAAUCUUGACACUUGAGAAUUUGGCUUUGCGGGGCUAGAAAUUCUUUCUUUUGUCUAAACAAGUUGUAUAAAGAUUUUGAUGAUCCAUUCUUUUGCUUGACGAUAUCUUAUUUAUGGAUGGUUUGACGUAGAAAAUACGACUUAAUCUAUCAGAAAAGCGGGGAGGUCCACAUGUCUUUGUAGCCACAGAAAAAGGAAUCUUAAGAUGCUCAAGAAUGACUUCAAAUUCACUGGAUGGUGUUCUCUAUGCAGUUGUCAUCCCCAUGAGACCCAAUCAGGGCACAAAGUGCAGGAAAGUGAGGGAAAGUGCAAGAAAGAUUCUAAUUUUCCUGCUAAACAAACAUGCACUUAUAGGAAUAUUUAGUCCCAAGUUUUUAAUGUCUCCACUUGAUUUUUGCAUGAAGGAUUUAUCUCGUUUGUGUCAUCAAGUGGAUUUAUCUCGCUUGCAUCUGACAUAUUUAUUAAGCUGUAGAUGGAUGUUUCAUUCAGUUGUAACUUACUGAUAUGCUCCAUAGAUGCCAUUGAGGUUUUUCAAUGUGCAUCUGCCAAGGUUGCAUUGUGGCAUGAAAAGUUAGGACUGCUCAAACUAUUUAAAAUGCCUCCCAACACAUUUUGAUUUCUUCUACAAUCAGAUGUUUGAUUUCUAAAUAACUAGCAAACGUGGUUGCUCUUGAA
Coffea arabica (coffee) is the source of this 3469-nucleotide messenger RNA. NCBI's taxonomy places the organism in Eukaryota, Viridiplantae, Streptophyta, Magnoliopsida, Gentianales, Rubiaceae. The record is from RefSeq and is a predicted model, not a curated record.